Lepisosteus oculatus (spotted gar) is the source of this 4148-nucleotide messenger RNA. Lineage: Eukaryota; Metazoa; Chordata; Actinopteri; Semionotiformes; Lepisosteidae. The record is from RefSeq and is a predicted model, not a curated record.
AAUGGUGAUCGACACAGAUGUGCAAUAUUUUUUCCAAAUACAAAUAUAUUCUCCACACGACUCAUAACGCCAGUUCGGUUCUUAAACCAAUUACUUCUAUUAAAAUUCAAUUGACAGAUUUUGGAUUCUGUUCCAGUAUAGCAACGUCUUAUUCUGAGAGCUUUAAAUGAAGUCAACAUGAGGGGGAGAAAAAAUAAGGCAUUUGUUGCAGUAGUUCUAUUUACUUCAGGUGUCAAAAGCUGUCAGCUCAGAUGUAAAGGAACGCCAAACGAUGAAUGAUGUUGGGAUAACAUUAGAUGCAUUUUCUGCUUCAUCGGUGUAAUCUGUAAGAACGCUUGCGGCUCAAAAGAACACAACGUGUUUUCUAACUGAAAUGUAACGGGAUUUUAUUCAGAUUCCACGCAAUAGUCCAAAAAGAAAGUAGUUUUUGGAGAAUUUCAAACCUCAGUGAUGUCUUGGAUUGACCCUUUUAUCAUUUCAACAACUGCGAAGAACAAAUUCAUGCCAACAAAAGUGUACUCGUUUUAAAUAAUUACGGAUAAUUCAAUUAUCCGUUAAAAAGGGGUCAAGAGCACAUCUGUGGAUGGUUGCUAUGACUGUACUAAUCAACUGAGAAAAAUGAAACUAGUCUUUAUCUACUAGCCCCGUGAGACUCAAACAUUCAACUGAGAAAGAAAAAUGAAAACAAUAAAAAUGCUCUUUAAAUAUCGCAAUCUAGUUUCCGGUCUGCACCGUAGGAUUUAAAAAAUCUAAUUUUUAAAAGAAAGGCAUUAUGCACUUUUCCCACUAGGCGACACUCUAGUAACCCGAAUGAAAGUAAAUUAUAGCUAAACGCGUAGUGUAUACCUUGGAGGAUACCUUUUGACUAACAUUUUUACGUUGUGUGUUUCAUAACAUAUACUCCAAAUUUGUUGUCAGUACCUGAAUUAUGCCUCUAAGGGAUCUGAGUACAUUUACAUCUCUCCUGAGCAGUCCCUGUUGAUGAAUGAUGGCCACCCUCAACAAAAGUGAGUCAAACCAGAGCAGCCCCUACCGAUGUUCUUUCGAUGAAAGCUUUAAGUACCUUCUUCUUCCAGUCAGCUACGGGCUGGUCUUCCUCAUUGGAAUGGCGCUCAACUGCAUCGCCAUGUAUGUUAUUGUCUUCAGGACAAAGCGCUGGAAGCCCAGCACUAUUUAUAUGUUCAACCUGAUUGUGUCCGACACCUUGUACAUCUUCACUCUGCCCUUCCUCAUAUAUUACUAUGCAGGUGAAAAUGACUGGCCGUUCACCGAGCCCUUCUGUAAAAUCGUUCGCUUUCUCUUCUACACCAACCUGUACGGCAGCAUCCUCUUCCUGUCCUGCAUCAGUAUUCACCGCUUCCUGGGCAUCUGCUACCCCAUGCAGUCCCUGCAGUGGGUGAGCAAGCACAGGACCCGCUUGAUGUCCGUAGGCGUCUGGAUCGCCGUGAUAACCUUUCAGUCCCCCAUCUUGUAUUUCUCUCGCACCACAGAGGUGGGGGAGGUGAACAUGUGCUACGACACCACCAGCAGCGAACUGUUUGAAGACUUCCUGGUUUAUAGUUCCUUCAUCUCCAUCAUGCUGUUCUGCAUCCCAUUCGUGGUGGUCGUGGUCUGCUAUGGCUUAAUGGUCAGGAAGCUGCUAGAGCCCAGUGCGGGCGGGUCCUGUUCGUCGAAGUCUAAACAGAAGUCCAUCAGGAUGAUCAUUAUCGUCCUGGUGGUUUUCAUGGUCUGCUUCUUGCCCUUCCACCUCACUCGCACUCUCUACUACAUCCUCAGAUACCUGGGCAAAGACAUCAGCUGCAGUGCCCUUGAAGGUGCCAGCAUUGCGUACAAGGUCACGAGGCCUCUUGCCAGUGCCAACAGCUGCCUGGACCCCAUAUUGUACUUCCUGGCAGGGCAGGGAAUUCGUAAGAAGCAGUCUGUGGAAAAGAAGAAACUCUCUCUCAAAGCAGGCACUGCAAAGCUCUCCUCCACUCAACUGUAAUGGAUGGAAACCAUGAAGCAAUAAUGUAAAUAAAGCGCUUGGUUUCCUCAGAAGCAGUUCUACCUGUUGUGCUGGUAGAGAGGCAGAAAGGCAUGACACGAGAUAGGAAAAUAUAAACUGUAGGACUAUUUCAUCAUAUUAAGGGUGUACAAGCCAUAUCAGCAGGUUCUGGAACAAUGUGGUGUCACAAUGAUGAGGAAAGGAGUGUGAAAAUGCCCAAAUAUUAGAAAAUUGUUGUCUCUUGGAGCUGUGAGUGGGGAACAGAUACAGUACUCUUUAGGGAAGGUGGCCAUACUCCUGACGGAGCUCCUCUAAUUCAAAUGACCUUUCAGCACAACGGCAAUCAUCCCAGCUGACACUUUGCCUUUGGGUUUGUUAAGAGCUCAGGGAAAUAUUUGUUUAAGCACAGAUACAGCAGGGAAACACAAGAUGGGUCAAUUCUACCCAAACGGAUGUGAAACGCAGACUUCAUGUCUGUCGUCUGAAGCUUGUGGGUUCAUCUCUCCCAGUUAAGUGGAGCUACACUUUCUACGAAGCCAAUCUGACCCCCAGUUAUAUUGCUCAUCGUGUGAACAUAAUUCAGAAACAAACAGGAAAUUAUCUGCUCCAAAGAAAAGGAUUAAAAAAAGGCUGGAAGCUUAAUGGUGGAACAUGAGAGCUUUCAUCAUUCAGAAGGGAACGUAGAUUUUAUUCGCAAAAGGAAAGGUAUCCAUCCUGUUUCCACAGAAAACCCCUUACAGAACUACAUUUAUUAUUUAUUAUUUGACAGACAUAAAGUUUGGGAACGUCAUGAUUUUGUCAUAUAAGUAACACAACAUAUUAAAAAUACUGUACUUAUUUCUAAAAAAAACUUUGUUUUAAUAUAGACCAGCCAUAUGCGUUUGCAUAAAGAACUGGGAAACAUUAUUGUAAAAUAUCAGGAAAUACAUUUUAAAUAGAUGUGUAUUAUGCAAAUUUGUAUAGGGACUACCAGUUUAAAAUGACCCAUGGUUGAGCCUUUUAUGGUCAUUGAUGUCAAAUUAGAACAAAAUCUCUGAUUUGUAUACACUUCAAUGUGUGUUGCAGAUGGUGAAUAUACAUUUUCAUGCAACUAACUUUAGUACAGGCUGCUAGUUUCAUUGUAAAUGUUGGUUUCCUUUCAUGAACUGAAAAUAUUGAAAAAAUGUUUUUAAUGUGGUAUCCUAAAUGAUGACAGCACCAACAUGAUGUUUUUUCUGGUUAAUCUUGGGCUCUGAGAAGGGGUCCAGUAUGAUCCGUUGUUAUCUUUUCAAGACAGUUCUCACACAAGAUCUUACAUGUCUGGAAUUUCAAGCAUUUGUGCGGCGUUAACUCUUCGCAUGCCACUAUCGGUUCAGUUUGGUGGACUUUGAAAAAAUGUCAACGAAAGCAGGGGAGAUGUAAUGAAACAAGGGAAUAAAAAAGAAAAAAUCUUUCUCUCUGUGCCAAGAGUGUCUCAAAACUGCCCAAAUGGACAUGCAUAUAAAGCGUCAAUGAGUGAGGUCAUGUAAUUAUAGCACACUUUCUGUGGUUACUGAACGAGGAUGACUGGAAAUGCUGCUAUUUGGUUACAUAAGAUGAAUCCAAAUAGUUCAUGUGAAGCAGUGUAAUGGUGCACAGCACUACUGUGCAUAAAAGAGACAGGAAACAAUUUUAAUAUCAUAUUUUGCCACAACAAGCAUGUCAGAGGAAACAAGGCAGAACUUGCCUACAGGCUUUUCAAUAAAAGGUUUUUCUUGAAUAAUAUAAUUUUUAAAAACAUUUUAAUGGGUCCAGCAGACAGAAUUCAUAUUUAUUUCUUUCUGUGGGCAAGUCCUCUGGGAAAAGAAAGUGCAUUCAUUUGUUUCCUAUUGUGCUGCCUAUCUGUCACUGAUUUCCAUAAUAAAAUUCUGCAUGGAUGAGGGAAAUCUUUGCAUUGACUAUGGGACAUGAAUAGGGAAAAAAACAGAAUCACUCAAAGUAAUGACCUAUUGUCAAAUAAAAACAUCAACAACAGCCAAAUAGGUGAUAUGACUGUUGUCUUCAAUUUUAAUGCCUCACUGAAAGUUGAAACUGCAAACUCCAGCUGCAUAAAUGAAACUGCAUUUAUUUGAAAGAGUGGCAUGGAUCAGAAAUCAAGGAGCAGGGGCUUUGCGAGGUAUUUUAAUAAAAAAAAACCUAAACAUGA